Rotaria sp. Silwood1 is the source of this 1125-nucleotide messenger RNA. NCBI's taxonomy places the organism in Eukaryota, Metazoa, Rotifera, Eurotatoria, Philodinida, Philodinidae. The record is from the annotation of a GenBank genome assembly.
AAAUGACAGGACAGGACUAAUUUCUAUUUGAUAAAACUGUUUGAAGAUUGAACAAUAGAAUAUUAAACAUCUUUUAUUUUAUUUUUUAUGCAAAUAGAAUAAAUAUUUAGUUUUAGGUAAUGACACUUUUAAAAAACAAUGAAAUCAAUAUUUGAAAGGAUUGUUUCUAAUUGUAAUUGAAACCUGAAUUUAUAUUAUUGAACCGAUCGAUUAUAAUUAUUUUCUAGCAACCUCUUGUUUCGUUCGUUCAUUCGGACGAGAAUGAGAGAUAGAGACAAUAGGAAGAAUUGUUCGUCAGUUGAACUUUCCAAUAGACAUGUUUAUUAAACCACCAAAGAUCUUUUCUUUCUUUAUUAUUAUCAAAUGAGAUUAUAGUGGAAGGAUAUGGAUGGUAUUUCUUUCCUAUCGUCUGUCAGACUAACGUACUAUUUCUAGAUAUGACAUGACAAUGAACGGAUUGCCGAAAGUUGGUUCGAAAAUACUCAAUCUUAUUAAUAAAAGGAAUUCAACUUAACUCGAUUUAUUUAUAAUUAGUGAACCUAAUCAAGUAAAAAUUUUCUUAUAUUAACUUUUUGUUUGUCUUAAAACAAUUUUUUUCUUGUUUUUUUCAAGGUUUUGGUUUUUUAUGGUGUUAUGAGAUUUUAUUUUCAAGAUGCUGAAGAUAAAGUAACAAGAAAAUGCAUUCAUGUAAUUGUUAUUCCAUCACGUGAUCAAAUGGAUAAUAAAAGAAUAAAAGAAGUUAUUCUUCAUGAUAAAGAAUGUCCAUUAAGUUUAAUUAUGUUUAAAGUUGUUAAAUGUCGACUAGAAUAUAUUCAAGUUCGUAAAUGUCUUCGUGCACGAGAAUCAAAUUUAGAUACAAUUCAAACAUCAUCAAUACAAGAAAUGAUCAUCAUUGAUGGUGUUGGUGUUGAUCGUGAUCAUUGCACAGUUCAUAAUCAAAAUAGUAUUGUUACAAAAACAGCGCCUAGUGAAGUAUGGUUAAAUGGUAAACUUGUUUUAACACUAUUUGUUCUUCAACAUGGUUCAUUAGUUUAUUUUGGACGAAAUCCAACAUUUCCUUAUUGUGAUUCACAAUUAGUUCAUAAAACAACAAUGGAAUCACCAAAUUUAAUUCAAAAAAAAUAA